Messenger RNA from Pocillopora meandrina, 12768 nucleotides. The record is from the annotation of a GenBank genome assembly. NCBI's taxonomy places the organism in Eukaryota, Metazoa, Cnidaria, Anthozoa, Scleractinia, Pocilloporidae.
AUGCCUGUUCUGAUCGAAAGAACUCGUCCGCCAAAAGCCCAAUUAAGGGCUGUGCAUGCGUAUAUACGGCGACAACGGGAGAAAGGAAAGCAAGCAUUGGCCGAAAGCAAGGCAAAGGAAGAAGAAGAAAAGCAGCGUAAAAAAGAAGAAGAAAAAAAGAAGGAAACUGUAGAAGAUGUCAAAAAGGAAAUUGCAGAAUUAGAAGCCAAACUAGAGCAACUGAAGCAGAAGAAACACGAUCUUUUUUCUCAGUUCAAAAGAGCUUUAAAUUAUGAAAACGAAUUGAAGAGACAGCAGGAGAAUCAAGCUGCUUUGAAGGCAUCUGCUAAUGUGACAACCAGUUCUAGAGGCGUUCUUGGUUUACCAACUGGACAGCCCUUUAUUUCGCAAAGUGUGCCUCCGCAACCUGGAUUGAUGGACGCUGUUCCCAAUUCAGGUGUGUGAUCAUCCACAACAAUAAUAAGAAUGGUAUACGUAAUUUUCAAAAUCAAAAUCUACAAGAAAACGCUUUGGUUCAAAAGGUCACAAAUCGAGUUCUUGGUGAGCCAACCUAGUCCGAAUGGUAUUCCAGUUGUUAAUUCUGUCCAACAUCGAGUUAUUUUUGUUGGCAAACUGAAAGCAAAGCUGGGAAAUUUAGUAUUAUCAACUGAGUUGAUAACAUAAAUUGGCCACCGUGAAGAGUUUAAAAGCAGACGUUUCAAGCGCUAGUCCUUCGUUAGAGCGAAAUUUCAGCUUUUGAACUCUUUACAGUGGCCAAUUUAUGUUAUCAACUCAGUUGAUAAUACUAAAUUACCAUGUUGUACUCUCCCACUGACACAGCACCACAGUUUCUUUAGAAACUUACCCCUUUAUUCAUUUGAAAACAAAGCAGCUGCCUAGUUUUGCUACAAUCAUGCCUUCUCUGCUUGCCAUUCAUAGUACAUAGUAAAUCAACAGCAUGUACAUUUUUUAACAUAAAUGCUCGUUUUGCUUGGGGUUAAAAUGUGGAUUUGCAAGUUUUUAUUGAGUGUCUACUCCAUACAGAGUGGGUAGUAGGUUUCUUACUUAGAAAAUUACUUAAAGGUAAAUUUCAAAUAAGGGUAAUCUUCCUCUCAUGAUAUAUUCUUAAUUUUCAGCUCUGGGAGAAUCACUGAAAUUUCAUGAAUACCCUAAAAUACUUGUUUCUUGUAAUCAAUAGCAAAUGGUUUGAACCUGGAAGUAAUAUUUUGUUUAAUAAACUAAACAAAAAGACACAUCAUGAUUACCUUGCGCCACCAAAUUUUGUUUCAUGUAAGUACAAUGUAGCUCUUACUUUCAUUCAAGCUAGAUUUGUUUUCAUUUAUUAUCAGGUGUGAUCAGAAGACCAAGUAGUCCUUCACGGGCACACCCCCUCUCAGGUUUCAUUCAGGCACAAAUUCAUUCACAACAGCUGCAAAACCUUCAACUCCCACAUGCCUCCUAUCCAUCUCAGACAGCACAGGUGCGUCCAACAGCAGCCCCAGAGAGAUUUCCAGGGUAUCCCCAUGGUCAGGUACAAGCACCUGUCAUCACAGGGAAUCAGGUUGAUGUGUGUGUUUCCAUAAUGUAUACAAUAAAAGGUGUUUUGUGUGUCUUUGUGUGUGGUAUCUUCCAGCUUGUUUUUUUUUUAUUGCAUAAUUCAUUCAUUCUAGUAAAAGUGCCUUUAAGAUAGAUAUAUUUUUGAUGCAGAGAUUUUCUCACUGUUCUUCAAACUUGAAUAAGGAUAGUGAUUGGAUCAAUCCUGGUAUCUGAGCAAUUGCACACCUACCCCUCCCCUAACCCAACAACAGUCAACUGGUAACUAGUUAGGGUUAAUAUUAGGUUAGGGGAGGGGUAGGUAUGCAGUUGCUCAGAUACUAACAUUAAUCCAAGUGAUCAAUGUCCAACCUCUCCAAAGGAUUCUAUUCAGAUCAAUAACAACAAUGUUAACUUAAAUGUGUUGUCUGAUGAGUUGUUCUAAAACCUGUUUGAAGAUUUUGUUAAGGGUUACUCAAGUGAAUCACUUAAUACUGUCAAACCUAUCACUCACAGGAAAUGGCAGAGUGACCACCUAAUACAGGUUCCACAGAAUAAGGGUGUUUCAAAAAGCAAAUAAAAUCGCCAUUUUAUGCCAUAAUUGACCACUUAAUGUGCAAAAACUCACUCCAAAAUACAAAUCACUGACAGUGAUCUUGGGAGAUUAAAGUUGAUUACAUUCAACUUGAAAGAUUAUUCUUAGUUUUAUUUGGGUUGUUCCACUUAAAGUGACUGUUCAAUACAGGUGGAGGACAGUACAAAAAGGUGGUUGGCACUCAGUAAAGGGUGACUUAAGGACCACUUAACCCUUUAACUCCCAGGAUCUGAUUGUUAAUUCUCCCCACUUACUGCUACAUAUUUCCUUGUAAAUUAGUGACCAGAAUUUGGUGUUAGAUCAAGAUGACAAUUUCUACCUGAUAAGUUUGAAUAUUCUCAUUACUUGUUUGCUGGAUACUGAAAAGAUGUUACAGGGAGAAGUUUCAUGUUGAUCACUUCUGGGAGUUAGAGGGUAGAGGUGACCACUUAAUAGGUUUGAAGAUUACAAUAAUCAAGGGGUAACAAUUUUGAGACUUUGACAACAGACCGCUCAAUACAGGGUGACUGUGAGUGUGGUGCUGCUUAAUACAGGUUUGACUGUAGUAGCAUAACACCUUGUGGGUCAAGACCCUAAUGCAUAUCAAGAAUGCACCUUGCAUAAUUUUAGGAUAAUCUUAACACUUUUUCUUACUCUGCAGCCUGAAAGUCGUAUUCCAGGAAAGCAACACCCACCUUCACAGCUCCCUACCACUGGAACACCUCAAGAAUCACCAGCGCAGUUCAACAGACAGCCAUUGCAACAAGGUGGACAACCUCAGCAGGUAUGGAGUGUAAUAAAAAAUUCACCUUGUGACUCAAAGGACAGCAUUUCCUUCUUGCUAGGGUGUAAAGGGUUUAUAAGUUCAGUUUCUAGACCUUGAUUCAUAUGAGGGUUUAUUUCAUUGUAAUUUCAUGUCGUUCUCCCCUUCCCGGCUCUGCAGUUGCACACCAUGCUAAUGAAGAACAAAAGCUUUUAAAGGGUGAAAGGGUGAAUAUUUAGUUAUUUUAGUGGAGUGAAGUAACCCCAGGAUACAUGAAUGCUAGCUCAUAAUAGAAAGGUGUCAACACUGUUGGCUUAUUUGGAAAAUUUAUCUCAUGAAAACUCUUAAUUUUCAGUGAACAAGUAAUUGAUGAUUGUCUCACAUCUUCAUUUUUUUUUUACACAAGUUGAUGUAUUAGAUGGUGUAAACUAAAUUUUGAUGAACUGGUAUUUUCUAGGUAAUAAGGAGGCUGCCAUGGCAGUUACAUGUACCACAAUUCAAUAUAUUAAAUGUAUUUAUUGUCAGUGAAUUUGUGAUGUUGUAGGAAAAUCAGCAGGCUUUUCCAAGUCACCAAGUACAACAGCAGCAACAACAGCAACAACAACAACAACAACAACAACAACAACAGCAGCAGCAGUUUCCAUAUCAUGUGCAGCUGCAACAACCAGGUUAUCAACAAUACAUACAACAUGGCAGUCAGAAACAAACUUUUCAACAGCCUCCACCACACCCUCAACAGCAACAACAGCAACAACAACAACAACAACCAGGUCCAACAUCACACAACCAAGGAACUCAGCAUGGGUACCCUGUGCAUCAUUCUGGCCAGGACCAAGCACAUCUCCAGUCUUAUCCUAUACAUGGUACAAGUGUCCACCAAUUGCAAACACAGCAGUCCUAUCAAGCACACCCUCAGCAACAGGGAUACCAACCAAAGCAACAAUCAGGAGCAUAUCAAGUUCAGCAAGGAGCAGUAAGCAACCAGCAUGUUUACCAUUUACAACAGCAACAACAACAGCAGCAGCCUGUGCAGUACCCUGGAAUGCAGGGACACCAAGGGCAACAGCCUGACCUGACACAACACAGGCAGCAAAGCAUGGCACCGCAACAGUACCACCAGCAACAAAGCAGUCAGAGUCAAAGUCGACAAGUGCCAUAUGAUGCAGGACAUCAAUCUCAACAAAUGGUUCCACCUCAGCAGCAGCAGCAGCACCAAAAGCCAGAACAGAGACCAAGUACAGGACCUGGGUAUUCCCAAAACUAUCAGGUAAAUCUUUUCCUGUUUAUUUUUAUUUUAACAAAUUCAAGCUAGAGUUAGGAAAAUUUGAGUUAAAGAGGGGGUUUGAACUCUAAGAAACUCUAGUUCUGAAUUAUUUAACUUUCAACCACAACAUUAACCCACUGACAGCUAUUCCUGUAUAAUUGGGAUGGAAAAUGUGAAAAGAUGAGACAUCAAAGAUUUGACAUGUUUUGAAGCUGUUAUGACACUUUCAGACAAUCAGCCAAAUACAACUGACCAUAAACAAUUUUGUCAAAUGAUACCACUGUAGUUUUAAGAGUUACAAAAUUAACAAAGCCAACCUGAUUUAUGGGACUAUGGCUUAUAUAUUGGGCUUUAACAACAAGAAAGCAAGCUGCUCAUCUGAAAUGCUGUCAAGCUGCUGUGUGUAAAUAAACCUUUCACUUUUUGUUUGACAGCAUGAAUAUCAGCAGCACCAUCUACAGGGAUCCCAGUCAACAAAGAGAGCCAGCCACAAGUUCAGUCCUUAUCCAUACUCUGGAUCAAAGAGCCAUCAUCAAGGAAAUGCUGCAAAGAAAUACUCAGGAAAGUACCAAAGCUCUCAAGAAGUGACUUCAUCUUCAGGAUCUCACACAGGCAAGUAUUAACACAGUAGAGAUAUGGAGAGUGCUCACUUGCCUCCCCAUGUGGCUGUGGUUUGGGAAUCAAAGCCAAAUGGGGGUUAGCUUGUGAUGAUGAGUAUUCCUUCGGGGGGGGGUUGGUUGGCUUGUGAUGGAUGAAUAUUCCUUUGGGGGGGAAGAGGUUAGCUUGUGAUGGAUGAGUAUUCCCACCAGGGAGAUUAGUCAGUCUGAUACGUCAUUUUCAGACUUAAACUUUCGCUAAUCGUAUUAAUUGCUCUUACGUCACAGGGCCUUCAGGAAGUUCCUCCCACUCAAGACACCAUCAUCAUCAGGGUAGCAGGAGUCACAAGCCAGGAACAGGAUAUAGUUCAUCCAGUAGCCAACCAAAGUCAUCCAGAUAUUACCAGUGAAAAUGUAUAUACACUGUCGCUUUACGCAGACGCGUUUAUGCAUGGAAACACGGAUCUUGUUUUAUUAGUGAGAACGAAAAUGUGAAAAAAAACUGUGAAGAGUUACGUCGUCCAUAUGACGAUGUUAUACCAAUGAAAACAUGCAUUCAUGUAGAGAUAGUGUCUCUUGUGCAGAUGUCUGGCAUCAUCUUUGAAAAAAUGCAACGGAUGCAAUCUGGCGUAGGACUUUCCAACAAGAGCAAAGUAAACCUUGAAGCUUCUAUUGAUGGAAUCAGUAAAAUAUACUGAAGGCAAUUCAGUGGAGCUGUUACUAUUUCAAAGAGUAUCCAAGUUACUUUAAUCAGAAUUCGCCAGGGCUGCUCCUUCUAAGUGGGGCGCGGUGUGCAAAGACACGUAAUUUCUGCAUGCGUUGAUGCGUUGACUUUAGAGCCUGCACUGCAGUUCGGUCUUGCCUUGGUAUAAGACCACUAAGAGACCUUUAAUACAGUAUAUUUCAGAACCCUCUUGACUUCAUGGAUUGGAAAAUAUGAGAGAAAAGGGAAAACUGUUCUCGUUGGCCUCGUUAUCUUUAACUAAAAUUUUGAAAACGAAAAAUCUCGACGGGCUUCAAUGCUUUCAAGCUCCCGGUGUGGAAGAGGAAAAUGAAGAUGAAGCGACGACGAUGAUGGACUGGAUAGUGUUAUCUCAUAACUCACAGUGUUAUAAUAAAGGAUAUCAGCACUAUUUGAGUCAAAGCGAGUGUUAGACUAGUUAUUUAUGUUUGUAAAUGCAUACCUUAUUUCGAAUACGUUCACGGAUUUUAUCCACACGUGAAGGACCAAAACCAUCACUGGAACGAAUUCGUCCGUGUAAGGUCUCAUUUUAAAUUACUGCAAGAAUGCAUCGACUGAUAUCUAUUUCCUUUGAUAUAUGUAUAUAUCAAAGGAAAUAGAUAUAUGUCACAAUAUAUAUAUAUGUACACAGCCUUAAAAUGGUCAAGCUUUGAUUUAUUUUGGCAGUUUUAUCAGAUAUUAUUUCUGUGCUUAAAAAUACAUUAAAGCCUUCCGUUGAACACUCAAAUAUUUAACAAAAAUAUUAGUCGUUUUAAGACGACCACACCCUGUUAAUGCCAAAGCACCACUCUGCAAAAUGGCACAUUGACUUCGAAUCUGGAUUGUGAUUCAAAACAAAAUCAGUGGAAUAGUUUACUAUCAGGUAGUUGUCAUGUGACGAGAGCGCCGCCAAAUUGGCCUUUGUUCUUAAAAUUCUUAGUGUGACUGUGUUCCCGCGCUCGCAAGGUGACAAAAGCGAAUUUACUUCCUUAGCGCUUUUUAGAUCCAAAUACCUAGUUGUAUGCUGUGAUAAUCCGCCCCCCUCCCUCCCCCUAAGUAUGAAUGGCCACAGAAUACUGUGAGGCAACAGUGGCAGCCCGCGUCACCUUUUCCCGCCAAUUUGAGAACUGUUCUCGAGAAAUAAUCCGACAUGGGUUGCGGUGAGUAUUUUCAGUCCACAAGUUUUAGUUUUUCUCAGUUUAUCUUCAAAUCGCUUAUUCUCAAUAGCGUAUUUUGUUUCAUAUUUAAUAUGUUGCUUGGCACAAGUUAAACAGAUCUACCCUAUAAAUCAAGUUAAGCUAGUUUAGAGCUCUGUAAACAAUUCGUGAUGAUAUUUUUUGAAAGUGUCUGCAAGUAACUGUUUUUCUUCCUUUUUGUCUUUGUUUUAUUACUUGUAUCUGGCAUUUGCUUUGUUCCCUUUUUCCAUUUUGCAGAAUGUCGGAUAAUCUGAUCUGAAGAUUCCUAAGUAUGGAUGAAGCAUCACAAAAGUCAUUUUAUGAUGGUAAACAGCUCUAUUCUUGUACCAGAUGUGAAUUAAUAUCGUAGGCAUAUCAGUCGGAAAAUGAGAGGUUGAAUUGAAUUUCCAUGCUUGUAUUCUUUUGGCAUAUUAGUCGAAGGAGCUUGAGUUAAAUUGCGUUAUAACAAAAUUGGUGUUGAGCUGAGACGAUGUCAUUUAAUAAGAGCAGUAUUUCCAGUGACACCUUUCGAAGUUAAAUUCAUUAAUUUGGACAAAUUUCGUUCCAAGGAAAAACGAACCUGUUAAAAUAAGACUUUCGUAGUGAUAAAAGGUAGACCCAGAGAAAGCAAGACAUAUGAAUCACAUUAAAAUAUGUCGAAAUGCUACAGGAGGAGAAUUCCAUUAUUUGGAACUCGAGGCAUACUUGCAUUACACUGUCUGACAGUAGAAGUCAAAUAAAGUAUGCCAGUUAUUGUUAUUCUAAACAUAAUGCUAACAGACAAGUAAUAAAAAUAGGUCCGCACUGCAUAAGGGUGUCUAGUAUAAAUUGAAAGGAAUGUAAUGUAUUAUAAGAUAAUUACAUGCUAACAGUUGUGGUGCACGUUAAGUCUAUUUGGAAGGUAUACUGAAUAGAUAUAAGUAGAUUCAUAAGUGUACCAAAGUGCAGUAGUUUUCAAGGAAGUUUUUGGGUAAACUAUUUAACAAGUAGACUUUGAGUUCCGAGUCUUCUAAGCGAAUCGAUGCACGGGAGAUUUUGUCAACUAAUCAGAAGUAAAACUAAAACAAAUUAUGACUACCGAAGACCAGAACUUUGCAAAUAUUUAAGUAACAGCAAAUAAAAUUGCAAUAUAAAAUCAGUUUUUGGAAAAAUGGGAACGGAAUAAACGGAAGAUUUCAACACGAAGACUACGGAUUUAUGGCCUCAUUUGUUUUCAACUAUGCGGCCAAAAUAGUUAGUGCCUUUUUAACAGAGAGAACAUUUAUGAUAUCGUGACUGUAUUCCUAAUUGUCACAAAUUAAGACGUCAAUUAAUGGUUCUCUAAUGCAUUAAUGACGUCAUUACUCUGAUUAAGUUAAAUACGUCAACUGAUUCAUCAUGCCGCUGGAAAGCAGUUGCCUGAAACAUUGAUUAAGAUCAUUUGUUAAAUUUUACCAGAUGAUCUUCAAGUGGGUGGAUUUACAUCGAAUGUUUUAGGAAAACUGAAGGAGGAAAGGCAGCUCGUCUUUAAAAGCGGCAGCGAGCAACUGAUAGAGAGAACAUCGGAAUCAAUUAGUCAUGAACAACGUGGAAACGAUCAAUCUGAAUGUACAGUCCCUGUUUAUGAUGAGCAAAUAUGCCAAUUAGAAACACCUCAAGUUACGACAGAUCACGCAACAUUAUCCAUGUCAAAUUCUCUGGCUCAAGAUCGAAGAACAGUUACACCCGCAGGGUUACGCGCUGAAAUGCUGAUGAUAGAGCAGGGGGCAGAUCCACGUGAACUUCCCGCCAAGUUAACUGUUACCUGCUCAAAAGACAACUUCGAGUGUAGCGAAGAUAACGCGGGAAAGAAAUCAGUCGCCGUGCAACCUGGAUUCUACUUUGAUUGGAAAGUCUGUGGGAAGUUUGAACAUGAUCUGAUAAACAAAGGUUAGCGAAAAUGAUGGGUGUGCUUUGAAUGACAUGUUAAACGCUUAAAUUUAGACUUGUGAAUUAUGAGCAGGAGGCCCAUAAUGUUCUCAUAUCACAGUGCGUUGACUUUCUUUGCCUGAUCCACCGAGUUGUCUCUUUGUGAGAGUACUUCAACGUAACUUUUCCAGCAUAGUAAAUGUGUCACGGAUGACUACGAAAUUGUCUGCUAACACGCACACCGCGCUAUGACAAAACAGUGAGGUCAAGGAAUCACGAAUUACUUAUGUUUUUUUUUUCAGCGUCAGUUGUUUGGCCGCCCAUCGGAAUCAAGUCACCAGCAAUGGGGACUAAAGGUAAGUUUGUUUUCUUUCCUUAUUUGAUGUUGCGGUCGAAGGUAUUCAUUUUUUGAUGCUGACAGAUGUAAGGCCUAGAUCGAUUCUUAGCAUCAUUUUCCUGUAUACUGAUUAUAACAAAAGUGUUUUCUUCUUUCAAUCACAAUUCUUGUUAAGUUUACUUUUCCGCUUUCAUAGCUACAUACCGACCCACGAUAUCAUUCUUUGCUAUGGUUGAAGAAGCUCAUCUGCUACCUAUGGAAAAAAUCGAGCAAAUUAAGAAUCAGUUCCACAGUAAGCAUUCAGAUCAAGAUCCCAGAGUCCUGAAGAGAAAGAGCGCUGUUCACGAGAAAGUAUGCUUACGUGCUGAAAAGUUCGGCAAAAUGGACUUAGACGAUGACACAGACAAUUUCACCGAGGAUCACCAGCUCUUUUCCCAAGAAGGAACGAGUUCUGAUUGCAGCCUUGGUCCUCACGUUGGCCUUGAUCAAGAGGUACCCAUUCAGCAUGAAGACGGAAACUCCAAGGAAAAGGUAAAGGGAAUGUCAGACGGACAAUUGCCUCGAAAUAUGUUGAUGAAAGUAAGCUCUUUCAACAAAGGACCACUGCCUGACUCCGAAGAGAACCGACUAACCUGGCAGAGUUCACAGGCAGACCCCUAUCUGAUUGAAAAAGCGCCAUAUUACGGUGUAAACACCGUAGAAACGUGCACUGAAUCGCUUUGCCCAAAAUUGGCCGAGCAAAGUUGCUUCCCCAGAAAUGAUGAAAAAAGUUCAAAGGAAACAAUCUUAUCUGGAUGUACUGUAGCUGAAGUAUUGUCAACGUGCGCGAAGUUUCAAUGUGGUCACUCAUGCCUCCCGGCCGACCACCCUGAGGACAACUCAGAACCAGCAGAGAAAGAACAUGUACUCAACAUCAUCAACGAUGACUCAACUAAUGUUCAGUUAUAUAAAGUGUCCAAUAGCUUGCAUGAAUUUAACCAUGACUUCUCAUGCCAGUAUCCCCCACUAGCCCAGAGAAUGUCCAUCGACACGUGCUCGUCUCUUCGUGCAAUAGGUGAACAUGACCUGAUAACAAACGUGAGUCGUUUUUCGAUAUAGUAAUAUAAAUAUGGAAAUAUAUAUAUGGAGACUAACUUAUCAGUUAGGAUGGUUUAAACAUUUUGCUCAGGUAUCUAACCGGCAGUUAAGAGAAAACCAACAGGUUUAUUCCCAGUAUUCUAACCCCUAACUUCUCAGGCACAACAAUGACUACAAUCAAAAUUUUGCCUUAGUGUUCAUCAAACUGGAACUACUUUUGUUCGUUUCUGCUGAAGUAAAAUAACUCUGCGUCUCUGAUUAAAUCCUGUCGCUAUGAUAUAGGUUAGCUUUGAUGACAUGGAUGUCAGUCCGUUACGUUCGGGAAGAGAUUUAUUGAAAGGAAAAAUGCAGGUGUUGCACGAACGAGAAGACGUCAUUGACUGGAUGAGCCGCAGAACUGUGGUAGCGGAAGACCGACCUUUUAAAGGUUUAGAGCGCUUUUCUCCGAUCUUAUCAGAGAACAGCUUCAACCAUUGUACUCUUUUGCAUUCUGAAUGUUUUGACAAAGUCAGACUGGAUGACUUUCCAGACAACUCCUUGAAUAUCCAACCCGUCUCCCUCAUAGGAAAAGCACGAAACCAAACUAAAAAGGUUUGUGAGGGCAACCCUGAGAAAAUUUUGAUCACUGCUGUCCCAGUGGACUCGGAAAAAAUGGAUUGCCCUCAGGACAUUUGUGAUCAAACAAGUAUAAAAAACAUGGAAACGGAAGAAGUUGCAGACCACCGAGAAAUAAAGAUAACGAAAAAUUAUCCUAGUAAAGUAAAUGCCAAUCAGAUCACAACCGCUCGAGCUCCAAAUGACAAACAAGGGAUGGCAAAUUUGAGAACAGGAGAUGACCACCCAUCAAUGAAAAGUAAGGACGACGCGGGAGAAUUCAAUUUUGGUCAUCAAAAAGAUCAACGUCUUGAAGCCACUUCAGGUCAGAUAUAAAAUCAUAGUACAAAUUGUGUAUUAUUAAAAGCUAUCAAAGUAGGAAAGGAAUGAUCUCUCGCUAUUAGUUAAGAGUGAUUUAUAUCACUUUCACGAGAGCUUGAUAAUUGUGGAAUUGUUUUUUUUUUUCAGAAGAGAUAAAAGAUGAGAAGGAAAGCGAUCACUUUCGAGCCGAAAUCGAAAGGGGGAUGACGAAAUUGGAUGGCCCUGAGCUACUUCAUUUUGCCAUGAUUUUUGUUAAAGGAGCUUUGGAAAAAUCUCAGGUGUGUUAGUGUUCGAAAGGUGCCAGAGAAGUUGGUAGUUAUCUCUCUGUGUCGCGCCCCUCUUAGUUGCCUCUCUUUUUGUAAAGUGCAGAUGGUGGAAAGACGUUAAGUGGCUAUCAAUGGAAUGUAGUCACAAAAGCUUAAUUAAGACAAUCGCUCUAUGAGUAUAACUCAUGCUUUCAAUAAACCAAUAUUGGAGAAAUUUCCAAGUGGUUGUCGAAAAAAACCCGGAUGGCUUUGAUUUUGCUUAGCGCCGCUUUGUGAUUGGUUUAGAAACUGGCGCCACCCUCUGACAAAAUCAGAUGCGAGACUAUUUCUAAUUUGUGACAUGGUCAAUCGCGUUUUCGUGCGCUAGAAACAAUUUGUUGAUUUCACUUUGAGUUCUCAUCGGCUUGUUAUGUUAUCCACUAUUGCAAUUUAACGCUGUGAUUACUUUGGCUUUGGUUUUACAACACUUAAACUGUUUUUCCUACGAUUUUAAAUUUUAGUAAAAGCAUUUCAACUUUUACUUGUAGGGCAAGGAAAAUAUAACUAGGAUCUUUAAGAUUCAAAGCUUUUUUCACAGAUUGUACCUAGCUGCAACGGAGAGUUCGAAAGCGAAAAACGGAGUAAGAACAUGCGCCAAACAACAUCUCCGUUUUCAUGGAAAAAUGACAUCCUUUAUCAAAAUCAGCAGCUGGCAAAAGCCUCUGAACCUAUAGAGAACGACGCACCAAUUACAGGACAAGGUAUUACUUGAGUUUCAAUGUGAAAGAAGUUGAGAGAAACGGAAAGGCAAUACAAACAACCAACAAACCAUAUAAAGCAUACAAGCUUGCAAGAACUGCCAACAGUGUAUCUUUUUUUAACUGCAGUAUGCAUAACAUUUAAAAAUAAUUCCUAGUUGAAAAUACCGUUGUCAUAACUUCUAUUAUAACAUAGCUGGUAAUUUGUUUAAUCAAAUUCAAUUGCGCGAGCGUGCUCCAUAUUCCUAUUGUGCACGCUCAUGACGUCAGUAAACAAAUCCCUCGAGAAAAAAAAUUUUCCAUCGGGUUGAAAAUGUUAUAAAACAAUUGGUUCAUACGUCAGCUGUGCGUUCAUCGAGAUAUGAAGCACUUGGGAAGUUUGGAGGGCACUCAAGAAGCUGGAGUUGCUCUCGGCUACGCUCCCUGUGCAUCUUUCGUGCUCUCCAAACUUCCCGCUUGCUUCAUAUCUCGAUGAACGCACGCUGACGUAUGAACCAAUUGUUAAAUAUGAGGAAAUUCAGGCAUCGUGAUAUUUAUUUACUCCCAGUGAUGUUACUUCCGGAAGGUUAGGUGAUCUCACAGAAGCUAAGCCAGCGCCCUCCUGUUGGGCUCAGAGGCAGCGAAGUUUACUCCCCGUUCAGUUCAAAACGAUUAUUCAACUGGUUACCACUGAUUUUCUGAAAAACGAACGGGAUGGGGUACUGGAGUGAAACGUUUCAUGAGCUGAUAUGACUUGUUUUAUUGAACGUUUUUACCGUUUUCUUUGAGCAGACAGCGAAUUCGAAGAGAAUGGUGACGGCAUGGAAGUUGAAUAUAAAGAAGGAACACCAUUUCUGGUCAGACCUUUACCGAAGACUUCCAGCAACCGCCCCCUUCGACUCGGAUUGUCCAGAAUAUAUAGAUGUAAAUCAUUACAUCCUUGCCUCAAGAAGAACUUUGAAUGA